Messenger RNA from Arachis ipaensis, 939 nucleotides. The record is from RefSeq and is a predicted model, not a curated record. NCBI's taxonomy places the organism in Eukaryota, Viridiplantae, Streptophyta, Magnoliopsida, Fabales, Fabaceae.
AUGGACCAAGGAAUCUGCCAAGUGCUCCAAAAACCCGACUUAGCGGGAAGAAUGAUGACUUGGGCCAUCGAGCUAUCUCAGUAUGACUUGCGAUACGAGUCCCGACAUGCGAUCAAGGCACAAGCAAUGGCAGACUUCUUGGUAGAAGUAGCGGGAGACCCGACCGAGGAAGCGGGCACACGGUGGAGGCUCCAUGUGGACGGGGCCUCCAACCAAACAUCCGGGGGUGCCGGGAUCAUCUUGGAAAGUCCUGCCGAGGUGAUAACCCGAUUCGGCAUCCCGAAAGUUGUUAUUUCGGAUAACGGGACGCAGUUCACCGAUAAAAAGUUCGUGGAGUUCCUCACCGAUCUGGGCAUAAAACAGAAAUUCUCUUCGGUGGAGCAUCCCCAAACGAACGGGCAAGUCGAGGCUGCAAAUAAGGUCGUCUUGCUGGGCCUCAAGAAACGGCUGGAUAAUAAAAAAGGUGCAUUGGCCGACGAACUCGCCUCAGUCCUCUGGUCUUACCGUACAACCGAGCAGUCCUCCACGGGAGAAACCCCUUUCCGCCUGACGUACGGGGUGGACGCAAUGAUACCCGUAGAGAUCGGCGAGCCGAGCCCACGACUACUUCUAAACGGAGUGGAAGAAGCUGUAGAGAAGGACCUAGUAGACGAGACAAGGGAGAUGACCCAUUUUUCAGAAGUAGCACUAAAGCAAAGAAUGACCCUGCGCUACAACACCAAAGUGCUCAGGAGAGAGUUCGAACAAAACGACCUCGUCCUACGGCGCAACGACAUCGGUCUCCCGACUCAGGGGGAAGGCAAGCUCGCGGCAAAUUGGGAAGGCCCCUACAAGGUCAAAGAGGUAAUUGGCAAAGGCGCCUACAAGUUGGAGAAGCUCGAUGGCAAGGAAAUCCCGAGAACCUGGAAUGUAGGUAACCUAAGAAGGUUCUAUUCUUAG